Molecule: messenger RNA, 1104 nt
Organism: Hordeum vulgare subsp. vulgare (domesticated barley)
Lineage: Eukaryota; Viridiplantae; Streptophyta; Magnoliopsida; Poales; Poaceae
Product: heavy metal-associated isoprenylated plant protein 7-like
Exons: 4
Coding region: 118-1017 (299 amino acids)
Molecular function (GO): metal ion binding
Source: RefSeq, a predicted model, not a curated record
ACCUGACACCUGAGACUUACUCUUCAGUGCGUUAUAGGAGUACAUCGCAGCAGCCAGUGUUCAGCGCAUUGCCUAUCCAGCUAGCACUUCGUGGAAGCACCAGCUGGGAGGGUCGCCAUGGGGGGAGAGACCAAGGUCGUCGAGGAGACCAAGGUGGAGCUGAAGACGGCCGUGUACAAGGUGCACGUCCACUGCGGGCAAUGCGCGCGCGACAUCGAGACGCAGUUCACCGAGUUCCAUGGGGUUCAGGAGGUGAAACUGGACGCGGGGUCAGGGAAGGUGACGGUGAGGGGCGUUGGGUUCGACGAGGAGAAGCUCAGGGUGAAGGUGUCCAAGGGUUGCAGGAGGAACGUUGAGUACAUACCUCCCCCACCUCCCUCCAAAGACAUAUUCACCGAGAUCAAGAGCACCAAAGAGGAGAUCAAGAUCAUAACUGUGAAGGUCCCCUUGCACUGUCCGGACUGCGCAGUCAGGGUCAAAGAGAUCCUACUUGAGCACAAGAGUAUUUACGCUGCCAAGACGGACUUUGGCAAGGGCACUUGUGUCAUCGAAGGCGUCAUUGAGGAGAAGAAGCUGACCGAGUACAUCUACCAGAGAACGCGCAAGCACUGCAUCAUCGACAAGGUAGAGACGACGGUGCGCAUCGUGGAGGAGACGGUCGUGGUCAAGAAGAACAAAGAGGAGGUAGUCGACAAGGUGGUUGAAAAGGUUGCAGAGGUUAUAGAGGAGAAGAUCAAGGAGGUGGUGGCCCCUUACUUCCUCCCCUGCACGCACCCGCACUUCGUCGACUACUCGCACCCGUCGCACCGCUGUGGCGGCGGCUUCGGCGAUGGCUGCUCGCCGUACGGUGGUGGUGGUUACGGUUAUGGCCACGGGCACGGCUACGGUGGUGGCUGUGGGUCGUCAUACAGUAUACACUCUGAGCUCAGAGGGUACCAGGACACGUCCUUCUUGCAUUGCUCGCAUCCUGUUGAGUUCCUCAGUCACGAGAACCCCAAUGGAUGCUCCGUGAUGUAGAGUGCUUGAAUUUUGUAGGCAGAUUCAUGGCAAAUGUGUUGAAACUCUAAAUAAGAACACCAUUAAACUACUCUCUCUGUUUUCAUU